Molecule: messenger RNA, 3146 nt
Organism: Hemiscyllium ocellatum (epaulette shark)
Lineage: Eukaryota; Metazoa; Chordata; Chondrichthyes; Orectolobiformes; Hemiscylliidae
Product: E3 ubiquitin-protein ligase RNF166-like
Exons: 6
Coding region: 274-921 (215 amino acids)
Biological process (GO): ubiquitin-dependent protein catabolic process; protein polyubiquitination
Molecular function (GO): ubiquitin protein ligase activity
Source: RefSeq, a predicted model, not a curated record
GUUCGCAUGACCGAAAGUGAAAGCGUUUCUUUCAGCUGCUGACUUUCCGGAAAAAAAGGCAGCAGUGAGGAGGGGAAUUCAGCAGUGCUGGGGGAUUCCCAGCUGAUUCGGUGAAGUGGACACUGCACUGACCUCCCUGCAGUUUCACUCUGUCAGUUUCCACGCUCCCUCUGGGACUCCAGCGUCUCCCGGAUGGGGCUCAGUUGGUAACCAUCGCUGGGGGCUGAUUCUGAUGGGAAGAACCCACAGCACACCUCAGAAACCCUGGGACAGAUGGAUUCGAAAGAAGCUGCGGACUUUGACUGCCCCAUCUGCAUGCAAACACUGCACAAGCCAAUCAGGACUCAGUGCCAACAUGUCUUUUGCCAGGAAUGCCACAUCCAAAACUUUGCCAUGAACGAUGGAAAAUGUCCUUUGUGCCGGAAUACCACUUCUAACGUGGAGCAGCCAGCAACGGACAUUGAGACCUGGAUGAGAACGAUGAAAGCAAAUUGCAGAGGUUGUGAUGUUGAGGUGUACCUGAUUGACAUGAGGGCACAUACUACUGUCUGCGCACAGUACCUGAGGGAAUAUGGUCCAGACUGCAAUACAAGUGCAAUACCUCGCCCAACACCUGCCUCAGUCAGUGCCACAGAGCCGAACAGAUCUACAUUUACUUGCCCGUAUUGCCAUCAAAGUGGCUAUGACAUGGGUGACCUUGUGCUGCACUGUUGCACACAUCAUGAUGGUGAUUAUCAGCAUGUCGUCUGUCCAAUUUGUGCAUCGAUGCCAUGGGGGGAACCAAAUUAUUACAGCAGGAAUUUUAUUCUGCACCUGAGAAUGCGACACCGAUUCCAAUACCAAUUCUUUGUGAAUUUUCAUCAAGACGAAGAAUUGAUGCUGCAAGACACCAUCUGGAAUUCGUAUAAGCAAUUUGAUUAAAUCCCUUUUGAAGAAAGGGAUUUUCCUGCAGAAAAUCACACUCUUUUCUUUAAAAGAUAGGCAUGCUUUUCAAAUCCGCUUUUCUAAAAGUGACUUUGCAAGCAAGCUUUGAGGAAUCUCAUCCCAGAUCCUGAUGAAGAUUGGUUUGGAUUUUUGUUUGGAGCAUUUCUGAAAGAACCUUUCUGCUCAGUGAUGAAACAUUGUCAAUCUUGCAGCAAUAAUUCCUUGUGAUGUACUGUCUGAGCUGAGGCUUCCUUUUGAUGAAUGUUUGUUUUCAGUAAUGAAUCUUCAAUGUAUCAUGACAAUAAUCCGAGCAUUAUAACACUGUCCUUAUUCUUUUGUCGAAUGGAGGCCCCCAUUGCCAAAGCCAGUGUGUGCUUCCCAUCCCUAAUUGCCCUUUGGAUUGAUGACUGAAUGGGUCAUUUCAGAGGGCAGUUAAGGGUGAAAUACAUCACUCUGGGUCUGGAGUCAUGUGUAGACCAGACUGGGUAAGAACAGCAGUUGCCCCCCUCUCAGGGGCAUUACUGAACCAGGUUUUUUCUACUGUAAUUGAUCUUCAUUUCAUGGUCACCAUUACUGACACUAGGAUUUGCAUUAAAUCAUUUGGAUUGACUAUUGAUUUAAGUUCCAGUGGGUGGAUUUUGAGCAUGUGUCCCCAGAACAUAGCCUGGGAUUCUGGAUUAGUACAUACUGAUAUAAAAACAGGGACUGUCGAUCCUACUAUACAAUUCAAUAACAUCAUAGCUUCUCUGAUUUUAACUUUGACUCUAUAAUUCUGGUAUCAUAAUGCCACUAUCACAAUGUGAAUCUUUGUAACUCUUUUCCCUUCUCCAUCGCUUUCUAAUCUGAAUGACCAUCUUGCCAUACUGUUCUCCUUUCUCUGUCACCUAUGUUGUAUUGUUUAUGUGUUGCCAUUCCAUCUGUUCCAACACAGUCGCCAUAUCUUGCAACAUCUGAUACUUCCUCCUGUAGGAAUGGCCAUCUUUGCUCCUGUCCUAUGAAUGAACAGCAGUGUAGAUGAGAUGAACCUUUUCCCUUGAGGUAACAAAUAUACCUGUGUCCUGAACAAUAUCUAUUCCUCAACUGACAUCAUUAAAACCUAAUUGUCUGGUCACUAUACAUUGAUGUAAGUGGGAUUUUCCUGGCUGCUGUGUUCUAAUAUUGCAACACACCAAAAAGUACCUCCUACUGUGAAGCCCUUUAUAGUAAAUGGGACUGAAAGGUACAGAAGACAAUGUCAUGUGCAUUUGGAGGUGGAAACUACAGCUCAGAAUCCGAGAUCCAACAUCAAGUCGUACACAAAGUCUCAGGAACAUGUCUGUUCUGUCAGUGUAACCUGGGACUAGUUACUAACAUGCAGUAAUUGCUUCUAGUUAGAUUGCUGAGUGGUUUUCCUUUGGGCCAAGCAGGCCCCAUUGUUUCCUUCCUUGAAAGAGGAUGCUACUAUCAAACUUCCCCAGUGUUGAGGUACACACUCCGUUUACAUGCAUGUCGAGCAAUUUUGAGGGUGUGAAAAUUGUCGUAUAAAUGCAAGUCUUUCUUUUCUCUCCCUUUAAUUCUCUUCCUUUGUAUCUUUCUCUCUUUAUCCCUUUGUCCCCCUCAUUCUCUAUUUCCCCCCUUUAUUUCUGCCUCUUUUUCUCUCCCCUUCUUUCUCUCUCCCUUAUUCUGUCCUUUCUCUUUCUUUUACUCUUUUUCUCUGCCAUAUCUCUCUUCCUGCCUUUCUUUAUCUCUUUUCCCUCUCUCUCUCUCUCUCUCUUCCCCCCCCCCCCUCACCUUUCUCUACCUUACUUUCAGUCUCUCUCUCUCAUUCUUCUCUGUGACUGACAGAAGUGCAGGUGAAUCUUCUUUUAUACCCAUUGUUGGCAUUCUCCAACUUUCGGCUGAUCAAAUAAGAUUCUUCUUGAAGAAAUUGAAACAACAAUGAGGAAAUUCCAAGUAGAAAUCCCUCCAACAUUUGCCCUUGACUUGGUACUUUGGCACUGGGGAUUAAUCCUGUGUUUGUUUUCCCUGCCUCAUUCUGUAACUUGCCUUUCCACUCAGAGCAAGACUGCGUACAGAGCUUAGUGCAAGUAACACAACUUCCUGAAAUAUGUCCAUCAAUAUAUUCUGUUGUCUUUUAAGUGACACCUUCAAAAUUCUAUUUAAAAUAUAUCUUCUGCAUUUCAUUACCUAUUUUAUUUGCAUUGAAGAGUAAAGCUUGCACAAUAAACAUAUAUGAACUUUAA